Molecule: messenger RNA, 648 nt
Organism: Thamnophis sirtalis
Lineage: Eukaryota; Metazoa; Chordata; Lepidosauria; Squamata; Natricidae
Source: RefSeq, a predicted model, not a curated record
GAGUUAUAUGUUUCGAUCGGCAGUUCAAAGAGAUCCCAUUUUUCCUCUGAUUCAAGGUCCUGGCCCAGGGCAGUAUGAAAUAAAGGAUGUCCAACCAGUUUCAAUACGAUCGUCCUUCGUAUCAAAAGUACCACGAAUAUUGCCAGCUCACACUAAAGUCCCUGGUCCAGGAUAUUAUUGGCCUACCAAGCAGGCACCAAGACAGCCUAGAACUAUUGCCAGCCUUGGACGGGAGCAUACUAUUUUCUUUAGCAACGUUCCUGAACUUUAGAAUACAAAGGAUACGUCGUUGUGACACCUUCAUUAAGACAAGCUUCCUGAUUUUUAUUCCUCUUCAUUUUAAAUGAUUAUGUUGUUAAUCUAUGCAAAUGCUAAUUUGAUCAAUGUUUUUUUUUAGCAUCCUAGAUUGUUUUUGGUUUUAAAUCAUGGCAUACUUUAUAACUGUGGUUAAAUCAUGGCAUAUCCUGUGACUGAAUAUUUUGUAAUUUGCCUGAACUUAAAUCAUUCAGAGACAGCAGUAUUUGCUAAAUGCAAGGUCAGCAUUGGAAGAGAAAGAGAAUAGAGAUGACUUAAGUUAUCCAAAAGGAUUGGCCUUCUCAUCUUUUUCCUGAUAAGAAGGAUCAUUUGGUGUCAGCAUAUCUAAAUGCC